Pocillopora meandrina is the source of this 2069-nucleotide messenger RNA. Lineage: Eukaryota; Metazoa; Cnidaria; Anthozoa; Scleractinia; Pocilloporidae. The record is from the annotation of a GenBank genome assembly.
UCUUUUAAAAUUGAUGAAAUUGAGGACGUCAAGAAACUCACAACUGACUUCGUUCGCAAAACUCUGAAAAAGAAAGGAGCAUCCUUCACGUACAUACUUGUGCCAUUUAGCGAUCCAGGUAAGUUACGGUCAAGACAAGUGAGUCACACAAUCGGCACUCUUCACGUUAAUGUGGCCUUUAAACCCUGAGUAAUACAUCACCUCCUGAAUGGGAUGCUAAUCAAUCUUUAGGAACCCAUUUCCCCAAUAUUUCGUAAGUUUUUCUGGGAAUGUUCGUUGGUACUCUGGAAAUACCCCUGAGUGGAGACAGGUGUGUCAAAAUACCUUUCACGCCCAAGUCCCAGCACAAUAAACCAGGACAGUGUUCGAACUCUGGCCUGAAAAUGCUUACAGUUUAAUAAGAGAGGGUUUUCUGCAAACCAACCACGCUGAGGGACUUUAUGAGUUGAUAAGCUUUAAACAACGUGCUAUUUUACUCAACUGGACUCACAAUGACGAGGGUUUACUUCAUGAAUUUAACUUGGUCUACGAUUUGCUAUGGAGAAUUAUAGAUAUCAAUGUGUUAUUAGCUCAUACUCUCUUUCACAGAGGUUGGCCCUGUCACAGUGACAAACGACGCCCAUCAAGUGAUCAACCCGGUAAAAAAAUUAACUGCAAGCGGAGGAGGAGAUUGUCCGGAGCUGGGAAUGACUGGUCUCUAUCAGGCUCUUCUCCACUGCCUACCUGAAAGUGUGAUCUAUUACAUUUCGGGUGCUGACGCGAAAGACUCCCAGCGUGAAAAUGAGGUCAGGUCCCUUGCGAAGGACAAAAAAGUUAAAAUAUCUUUCAUUCUGACUGGUCAGUGUGGCCGACGCAGACGCAGGCGCAGACGGGAUUUUUCACAAAGUGGUAUUCAGGACUUAGCAGUCGUUCCCAAAGAGAUUCAUCGAGUAAGGAGAAAUGCUUAAGGUCAAGCACUUUACUAGGCUCUCGCUACUGAGACAGGGGGGCAAGUCCUGGAAACUAGUAAAGCUCAAGUAGCUGAUAUUGUCAAGGUGAUCGAUCCUGCUGGUUCAUCAAACUCAUCCGUGGCUCAGCAAGACGUUGGAUUGCUAAACAUCAAGGAAACUUCAGCACAGUACUUUAGUGGAGUUGUUUAUAUUGUUUAUAUCGACAGCACACUAAAGAGUUUAGUUCUGGAUCGCCAGAUUUACAUGUCACUAAUGGUGAAGGUGAGGGGACAGAAAAAAAUGGCUAUAACAUGAAAAAAAAAAUGGCUAAUGUCAUCAUUAUUGUUGCUAUCGUAAUCCUUAUUCACUGCUAUCAUUCCCGUCAUCUUUACUUUUAUUAAUGCCAGUAUAGUAAUGAUGAUGAAGAGGAUGGUGAUGUUAGUGCAGGGAAAUAGUCGAGCGUGCACGUAAAAGCCACUUGAAAAAAUCCUUAUUCAUUCAUGCAUUUAGGAAAGAGGAAAGAUAAUUUCAGGUUUUUACGCCCAGCUUGUCCAUGAAUGAAAUCAUUCAGCUUAUUUAAUAUUCAGUAAUACUCUGUUUUUCUUGAUGGAAAUUCAGGAAUGCAGGAACAAAUCAUCAGCUCCUCUAGUAAGCUUCUAAUAAAACUUGAACAGCGGCUCGCUGAAGCUUAUUGUCAGCUGUCAGGAUCCCUAUACAUUGCAAGCUACUGGUUCCAGUCCAACAGACUUUACAUACCAGCUUCUGGACGUAGAGGACGAGGAACGAGGAAGCACAAGGCGAGUGCUUGGAAAUCCUCUGAGAGGUAAGACAGUCAUAGAAACCAAUUAGAAGAAUGUAAAUCACACGCUUGCGCGUCGAUAACCUUCAAGAUUUCUAUAACUGAACUGAAAAAUUAUCUUUGAAUUAGCCUCUGGGAGGACCUUUUCUCAGGAAAAGUUAAUGCGAAAUAUUUGUUGAAACCUCAAUUGAAAUGAUAACUCGCUGUCUGACGAUCAAGCUUUCACGGCCAAUGGAAAAUUUGAACUCAUAUUUGGUAGGGAAAAAGCCAAGUCCUUUUGGUCACUCCAUUACAGGUCAAACUUUGCUUCUUACAUUGGACUUCGUUGGUCAAGAAAUUAA